Molecule: messenger RNA, 318 nt
Organism: Phytophthora nicotianae INRA-310
Lineage: Eukaryota; Oomycota; Peronosporomycetes; Peronosporales; Peronosporaceae
Exons: 1
Coding region: 1-318 (105 amino acids)
Source: RefSeq, a predicted model, not a curated record
AUGGCUGUGCCUCCUGCAUCUGCUGCUGCUGCUAGCCCGGCUUCAGCCGCUCCCUCGCCUCGCUCGCCGACCGUACGGCCUGUGGUGCUUCCAAGCGACUCUUUGGUGACACCACCGACCGCUAUGGCUUCGACCACUUCGUCUGAGCCCCACACGUCGGACGAGGAGCUCCUUGAGAGCUUCCUCGACUGGGGCCCGACAGCGAUUUCGGUUCCCGUGCUCAUGCUCGUUCUCGCGCUCGUUCGUCGACUCCACCUGCUCCUACUGAAGUCGUUGCUGUUCCGGCUGCCGUGGUCGAUGCUCCUGCUGUUCCUGUGA